Molecule: messenger RNA, 351 nt
Organism: Olea europaea var. sylvestris
Lineage: Eukaryota; Viridiplantae; Streptophyta; Magnoliopsida; Lamiales; Oleaceae
Product: calcium-transporting ATPase 10, plasma membrane-type-like
Exons: 2
Coding region: 37-336 (99 amino acids)
Cellular component (GO): intracellular membrane-bounded organelle
Molecular function (GO): P-type calcium transporter activity
Source: RefSeq, a predicted model, not a curated record
AUGUUGAUAUUUGUUUUAACAAUUUUAUAGGUACGUAUGGUUACUGGAGACAAUCUUCAAACGGCAAAAGCAAUAGCUGUAGAGUGUGGGAUAUUAGGAUCAAAUGGAGAUGCUACGGAGCCAAAUCUUAUUGAAGGCAAGGCAUUCCGUGCCAUGUCUGAGACGCAGAGGCUGGAAUUGGCUGAUAAAAUUUCGGUGAUGGGUAGGUCAUCUCCAAAUGACAAACUCUUGCUUGUACAAGCAUUGAGGAAGAAGGGUCACGUUGUUGCCGUUACUGGAGAUGGUACUAACGAUGCUCCUGCACUACAUGAGGUUUGCUCUUUCACUAAUUGCUAAAAAUCUGUGUACUUG